Messenger RNA from Carassius auratus (goldfish), 1187 nucleotides. RefSeq names its product C1q and TNF related 5 (gene c1qtnf5). The transcript is spliced from 3 exons. The record is from RefSeq and is a predicted model, not a curated record. Bases 149 to 895 code for a protein of 248 amino acids. Gene Ontology annotation, molecular function: protein binding. NCBI's taxonomy places the organism in Eukaryota, Metazoa, Chordata, Actinopteri, Cypriniformes, Cyprinidae.
AGCUUCCCAUUUCCUCUGAAGACUAGGAGUGCUCACUUUUUCCCAGACGCCUUGGACGGCAAAGAAAAGAGUUUCACUGCUCGUUUCUUUUUCGCCUGCUCAAUCCUGUCAAUCCAGUGAAGAUUCAAAAAACAUAAAUGACUGAGCAAUGAGAUCUCUGCAGACACGGCCUCUUUCCUUGCUGCUUGUUAUUGCAGUGCAUUGUUCUAACUCACUCGAAGACAACAAGAUCCCCAGUUUGUGCACAGGAAGCCCAGGCAUCCCAGGAUCCCCUGGGUUGCAUGGCAGCCCCGGUCAGCCUGGCAGGGAUGGACGAGAUGGUCGUGACGCUCAAGCCGGAGAGAAAGGGGAAAGAGGAGACAGAGGAGAACCAGGUCAUCCGGGGGAGAGGGGCCUUAUGGGAGACAGAGGAGAUCCAGGAGAAAAGGGAGAGAGAGGAACCCCGGGCGAGUGUGCGGUGGCCCCCAAAUCUGCUUUUAGCGCCAAACUGUCUGAAUCCCGCACAAACCCAUUGGCGGUAGGAGAUGCAGUGCGUUUUGACAAAAUCAUUCUGAAUGAGCAGGGGGAUUACAAUCCCGAGACGGGACGAUUCACCUGCAGAGUGCCGGGCGUCUACUACUUCGCUGUUCAUGCCACAGUGUACCGCUCCAGCUUGCAGUUUGACCUUAUAAAGAACGGACACACUGUGGCGUCCUACUUUCAGAUCUUUGGGAACUGGUCCAAACCAGCCUCGCUGUCUGGAGGAACACUAGUGCACCUGAUUCCAGGAGAUCAGGUGUGGGUGCAGAUGGCCCUGGGCGAGUACACCGGCUUUUACUCCAGUUCGAAGACAGACAGCACUUUCACUGGUUUCCUAGUGUACUCGGACUGGAAAAACUCUGCUGUUUUUGCAUAGAUUAGACACUGCAAAUAACUUUCUGUCCGUCUCAUGCAGGUUUUAUGAAUUAGUAAAACACUUUCAUGGGUAAGACAAAGGCCUUUGAUUGGCCUUCAUUUGCAAUAAUUUCAUUAGAAUCAGUUAUGAUCAGUAUUGCACAGAUGAUAUAAGCACAUGUAGUCAUACAGAGUAUAAUUACAGGAGUAUUUCCAUGCAAGUAAUUCAAGAUUGAAAGUCAUUAAUGUCACUACUACUUUGGAAAUAUGAAAUAUAAAAAAGGAAAAUACUAAAAAAGAAAACCUUCUGCUGU